AUGUUGCCAAACCUGGCACUUCAGUUAACUCCGAAUCAAUUACUGUACCAGCAGAAGCGUUACAGGGGAAAGAUAAACAUUAAAAAGCCGAAAAUAUAUUUUAAGAAAAGAGUAUUGAACGAUCUUUUAACGCCGUUCUUUGUCAAUCCCAACAAAGGUAAAACUCUGGAACAAUUUUGUAUAGAGUCACAAGAGGUACAAGCCGAGAAACAGUUGGGCCCUUACGAUCAAAUAAUAGCGAGGGAAGUUCGUAAUUGGUUUGACAAUUCUAAAAUGAUUGGUUGCUUGCACGUAAACAGUAUGAAGCAGCUGGAUGUAUUCGACGUUCAAGUUGCACUUUUCAGGGAAAAUAUGCACUACAAGUAUUAUGGGCCUCAUAUUAUAAACCAUGUCAUUAAGAAUUCACAUUACAAUGCUCUUGCCCCGUUAGUUAGCAAGUAUACUUCUUUUGUGUUCAGUCCUGAAAUAAACACGAUUACUUUACAAAAGAUUAUCAAGAAAAGCAAGAAAAUGUUUAUAAUGGGGGGAGUAUUGGAAGGACAAAUCUUGAACUAUGAUGAUUUUCUGAAAUAUGGAGAAAUGGAUAUUAUAACGGCGCAGCUGGGUUUGGUUCAAACAUUACAGAAUGCAGGAGGCCUUAACCUGAAUCGACAACUCACACAUCAUCAGACGACGCUUGUAACACGAUUGGAACAGAUCGGUACAAAUGAGACAACCUCCAACGAUAAGAAAUGA
This is a messenger RNA of Bombus impatiens (common eastern bumble bee), 735 nucleotides long. It is a transcript of the gene mRpL10, whose product is annotated as 39S ribosomal protein L10, mitochondrial. Gene Ontology annotation, cellular component: mitochondrial large ribosomal subunit. Lineage: Eukaryota; Metazoa; Arthropoda; Insecta; Hymenoptera; Apidae. The transcript is spliced from 3 exons. Gene Ontology annotation, molecular function: structural constituent of ribosome. The record is from RefSeq and is a predicted model, not a curated record. Bases 1 to 735 code for a protein of 244 amino acids. Gene Ontology annotation, biological process: translation.